Polyodon spathula (Mississippi paddlefish) is the source of this 1323-nucleotide messenger RNA. It is a transcript of the gene adat3, whose product is annotated as adenosine deaminase tRNA specific 3. Lineage: Eukaryota; Metazoa; Chordata; Actinopteri; Acipenseriformes; Polyodontidae. Gene Ontology annotation, molecular function: tRNA-specific adenosine-34 deaminase activity. The coding region runs from base 86 to 1153 and encodes 355 amino acids. Gene Ontology annotation, cellular component: cytoplasm; nucleus. The transcript has 2 exons. The record is from RefSeq and is a predicted model, not a curated record.
CCAUUUUGCAAAUGUGGUCGACUGAGCGCCACUAGCUCGGUGGAUUUUAGCGUAUUUUUUUAAAGGGUCUGAAGAGAUAACAGGAAUGGAACCACAGUGCAAACGCAGAAAAACUGAAAAAAGUGACCCGUUUCUUUGGGAAGUUUUACCAGUGCUUUCAGAAGAGCUGUCUCAAGGUAUUGAGUUUCUACAAGCCUACGCAGCCCCUAUUAUCAAUAAGAAGGACACAUCUCACCUUGUUAAGCAGCUGGCAGCUAUUUAUCCAUUAGAAGGACUUCAACACAUCAAGAGGGUGCGGGCAUGCAGGGAUAAACAUAGUCCACAUCCUUUAGAAAUUAUAGUAUGUUUAGCAAGUGACUUAAAUAGCAAAGUAGAAGGUGGCACUGUUCCAUCCAUCACUGCUUUAUUUCAUAAUAGCAAAAGUGUCUGCAGUGGUCUCGGUGAACCUUUCUUGGUGAAGAUUCCUGCCUUUCCUCCAUUAACUAGGCUGCAGUUUGAGGAAGCCAGUAGACAUUGGCCCACAUCCUUCCAUGAGGAUAAGCAGGUUACAGUGGCCCUGAAAGGAGAAUUGUUUUCUAAAGAUGAAAAAGCCAAGAUGCAGACAUACAUGGAGCAGGCAAUCGCAGCAGCUAAAGCAGGGAAAGAAGGUGGUAUGGCAAGCGUAGGUGCACUGGUUGUUCACCCGGACACUGACACAGUCCUUGCUGUGGCCCAUGACUGCAGAAACAGCCCAAACCCCUUACUCCAUGCUGUUAUGGUUUGCAUUGACCUCAUAGCCCAUAGCCAAGGAGGAGGUGCUUAUAAUUACAAAAAAUACCCAGCAUGUUAUUUUGUGCCAACUGAUGCUUCACAUUACCUAGCUAAUGAUAACUCUCUGCCUUCUGUAGACCUUAGUAGUUUAGAACAAGCACCUGAGAGUGGCUUGCCAUAUAUUUGCACUGGUUAUGAUUUGUAUGUAACAAGAGAACCAUGUGUUAUGUGUGCAAUGGCACUAGUUCACUCCAGAAUACGCAGAGUCUUCUUUGGAGUAAUGUCGUCUGAUGGAGCUUUGGGAACCAAAUACAAAAUCCACACCAAAAAAGAUCUGAAUCAUCGUUUUGAAGUGUUUAAAGGGGUUAUGGAACAGGAUUGUCAAAAGCUCUCACAAUUGUAACUGUAAAAUGGUUUCGUGCACAGUGGUGGGCUAACUGAAAACAAUACCUUGUCGCAAAAAAUGUUUUGUGCAGGUUUUAAAAUGUAUUUUUUUAUGUACAUCUUAGUUGUAACUUUUUUAUUCAAUAGCUUUCAGUUUGAUGCAUAAUGUGAUGGACCAAUACCAUGCUG